GAUAACUGUUGAUCGAUGAGGAAAAUAAUAACAAACGUCAUUUCGUCUGGAGUUGCUGAUUAACGAACGAAGGAAGUCUCAUUUUCUACGAUUUAUCAUAGUAUUUAACCAGGUAAACCUUACAAAGCGGGCACAAUGUUUUGAGGAAAGUCUUGUUCUGCUGUGGACAUCCUCGGGCCAUGCGUUUGGGCUUCCGCUUUUGUCGCAUACCGAGGACCGAGACUGAGCAGUUCAUGAUCGAUCAGCUGAGCUGGGCUCCGCAAAUCAGCUGUGCCCGUGUACAAUACCUUGCGAGGACCGUACUCGGACCCCUGCCGCAGCCCGCAGUUAGCCUGCACUGAAUCUGGGCGGGAGUGCUGAGCUGGCAAGAUGGCCUACCAGUCACCGAGCAAACGAGCUGCUGCGUCGUCUAGAGCGGCCGGUGUGUCGGUUAAAGCUCAGCCUGUCAGUGACAAGUCCUACAUGGCAACCGUGGUGGAUUUUCUCCAGGACGCCUACAGCGGCAACAAAGCGGAGGACAAAGACAAGAUACUCUGGGUGAAAUUUGAGAGGGCGUGUUCACCGCGAGGGCACCUGAGUAAUCCUCACUAUGUCAACCAAGAAGGUUUGGAGGAGCCAAUAUUCCUGGUCAUCGGCUACGCCAACGGGGUCCAGAUAUGGAGUAUUCCUCCUAGCGGUGAUGCCCAGGAGGUCUUGUCACUACGGCAGGGUCCUGUUAGAAUCCUGCGCAUCCUACCGACGCCAUACAUUAACAGCAUUCGGAAUCAUCAACAGGACAAACGACCGUUGGUGGCACUGUGUGAUGGAGCAAGUUCUAGCCAGCCGUUCUGCUCGGUGAGCCUUUUGUCCCUCAAGACAGGCGAGCAAGUCCACAACAUCGCCUUCAAGACACCGGUUUGCGAUGUCCUCUGCAACAGAAGACUGAUUGUGGUGGCGCUGCAGGAGAAAGUGGCAGCAUUCGAUGCGGUGUCCUUCAAGAGCCGCUUCUGCAUCACCAGCUGCUACCCGGCCAGCUCGCCCAAUCUCAACCCGCUAGCCCUGGGGACUAGGUGGCUUGCCUAUGCCGAUAGGAAGUUGGUACCCAGUCAUCAGAGCGGUGGCGGAGUGUGCAGGGAAUCCAGCCAGUCAUACAAAGCGACGGUCAUCCAUGCAGCCAAGGCAAUCACAAAAGGCAUAUCAGCAUUCAGUGAGUCCCUGGGCAAGUUGGCUACCUCCAAACUCUCUACCUCCCCACCCAGACAGGAGAGUCCCACUGACAAACCCAGUGCCGCACCCCUGAACGCUAAGCACGGCACCCCGGGGGUGGUGACUGUCAUCGACGCUGCCUCGGUGGAAGGAGAGUUCAACGUGACGGAGGAUACCAGCAGCGACGGCAUCGUGGCCCACUUCCCAGCCCACAUCAACGAGUCCAUCUCAGCCUUGACCUUUGACUCCAGCGGCAGCCUGCUCUUCACGGCCGGGUCCCAAGGUCACAGCUUCCACCUAUUCCGCCUCAUGAGCCACCCUUGCUCCUCCGGCCUAGGAGCCGUCCAUCACCUCUAUACGUUGUACAGGGGAGACACUGCAGCUAAGGUGCAAGAUGUGUCGUUCACCAACGACAGUCGCUGGGUAGCAGUUAGUACAAUGCGAGAGACCACGCACGUAUUCCCCAUCACGCCCUAUGGAGGCCUUGUGAGCUCAAGAACCCACACCCCUGCCAAGAUAGUUAACAAGGAAAGUCGGUUCCACAAGAGCGCUGGGCUAGACGAGUUGGUUGAUACGGGAAGGGGUAGCCCAGUUCAUGGGCUGUCAGAAAGCCCAACUUCCUCAGGUUUCCAUUCUCCAGAACCCAUCUCGUCCCUCUCCCACUCCGGCGCUCUCAACAACGUAGCCGUCAGCAACCCCCGCCUGCCCCCCUACCCCCCUCCCGUCACCGUCACCCCCUUGGUCCAGAUCAAGCAGCCGGCCAUCCUGGCCUCGGUAGGGGGCGCUGUGGCCGGCAUGACGGGUAACGCCACCCGGCCGCGCAGCGCGUCCUCCCAGACCGCUGCUGUGAGCGACUACGUCUGCAUCAGCACCUGCUUCGCUAGCUCCAGGGGACACUUCGUAGCCAGCUCCAAGGGGACCAGGGAGAAAAAUGACGGAGGCAAGCAGACAUCGGUAGACUCACUCUUCAUCAUGGGUUGCCAUGGCAACUUGGUGGAGCACCUCCUGGAGCCAAAGAUGCUACCAGGGAGCGCUAAGAAGAGCGAGGAUGGCGCUCUGGAGCUCAGCGUCACUGAGCACGCUCACUGGAGCCUUCAGAGAGGCAUGAAUUGGUGCGAGCACCGGCCCCCAUUGAGUGGUCUCAACCAUCUACUACUGACCAACGAUGCCAAACACACAGCAGCUAACACAGCAGGAUCGAUGCUCAAUUCAGUUCCGAGAAGUGAGUCAUCAGACAGUAUCCGCUCAGCCCACAGCAGUCCAGACAGUGACUUUGAUGAGCCCUGGCUAUCGCAGGUGGAGAUGGUGACCCACGCGGGCCCCCAUAGACGCCUAUGGAUGGGUCCCCAGUUUAAGUUCAAGACGGUACCUCAGCCCAGCAGCACUACUGUACUAUCCUCUACAUCGUCCGCGUUGCUGUCAGACGGACUGGAAACCAACCGAACGGCCAUGGAAAUGACGCAAGAUGACGUGGACCUUAAAUCGCUACGGAUUCAACCCUUGAGGUCAGACCCUGUCCCGACCCCACAGCUGAGGUCAUCCGAGAGGUCAGCUCAGCCCCUGGCAUCCAGCCAAGAAGCCUCCUCCUUGCCGACGAGUAUAGAGUACGGCUCAGAUGCGAAAAAGCGUAGCCAAGCGGGCAAAGCGAUGGGUCCUUCCGACAGUGAGGCAGCAGCAAAGCCACCGGACGCGGUGACAGACCCCGAGACAGACAGGCAGGCGCAAAGUAAGGGCAGGCGCAAGAAAAAGAAGAGGGGGAAAAACUCGGCCAAGGACAUGAGGCAAACGGCGGAGGGGGACGUCGCCGAAGAGUUAGCAGCAGGACCUGAGUGUUUCCCACGAGAGAUUGAAGACAAAAUAGAGAUUUUAAAUCCCAAAGCAAAACAGGAUUUGAACAGGGUUGAGCACAAAGGAGCCUUUGACCAGGCGGUCAAUCUUCUAGAGGUCAGCUGCGGCAGCUGGCCAGAGAACAGCUACCAGCGAGGCUCGGAGAUUGUGGAGGAGAGACUGCGGCAGACCAUCGCCGACGCCAUGGCUGAAUCGCCCAUGAUGAGCAGAACGCCGCCUACAAGACACAAAGAGAGGGAGGUACUACUAGACAACCCGGACCUACUCAGUUCCAGUGCAGGAUCGGCAGACAGCGCUGUGCAUUCCUACGAGGCGCGUGGUUCCCCGGCACACAGCAUGGAUCACAUACUGGUCUUCCCCCCAGCCAGCGGGUCGCCAGACUCAAACUGAACUCCCUGCCCCCCAAAAAGCAUGUACAUUUCCCUAACCUUCAUUCUUCUGAAUUUUUUUCAUAAU
Messenger RNA from Patiria miniata (bat star), 3489 nucleotides. RefSeq names its product breast carcinoma-amplified sequence 3-like (gene bcas3). The record is from RefSeq and is a predicted model, not a curated record. The coding region runs from base 370 to 3423 and encodes 1017 amino acids. NCBI's taxonomy places the organism in Eukaryota, Metazoa, Echinodermata, Asteroidea, Valvatida, Asterinidae. Gene Ontology annotation, biological process: autophagy; response to starvation. Gene Ontology annotation, cellular component: cytoplasm. Gene Ontology annotation, molecular function: protein binding. The transcript has 20 exons.